This is a messenger RNA of Hyaloscypha bicolor E, 474 nucleotides long. RefSeq lists its product as uncharacterized. The annotation marks the transcript as partial. The transcript has a single exon. The record is from RefSeq and is a predicted model, not a curated record. NCBI's taxonomy places the organism in Eukaryota, Fungi, Ascomycota, Leotiomycetes, Helotiales, Hyaloscyphaceae.
UCCCUUCUAGGCGGAUUCAAAUAUGUGGCGGAUUACCUCUUUAGUGCUAAUGCUAUAUUCAAUGAAAACCUCGGUGUUACUCAAUACCAGAUUAGCGGAUCCCUUGCAAAUCAGUUUAUGGCAGGCGAUCUCGGAGCCCUGAUCAACCACACGGUGUACUGGACGGACCCAACAGACUACAUGCUCAACCAGCUCCGCCAAAUCGCCUUCCGCAUGUCCCUUCAAGCUGCAAAAGACGAUGCAAAUGCCAGCAACGCAACCCAGACCGUCUCUUACACGGGAACCAGCACAAAAACCAUCUUUACGACAAAUUUCUCUCUGGUAGCUGUCGCGGCGUCGCUGAAUAUCCUCGCGGUUGUGGCUAUACUGCCUACGUACUACGGAUGGUGGGCUCUGAAAAGAAAGAGCUCAAUGUCGCCGCUGGAAACUGCGAGGGCAUUUGCUGCGCCACUCUUGAGGGACGCGGGUGCUAAU